CUGUAGCUGGGAGUGAGCAAGUGAAACAGAAACAUGGCAUUUGUCAGCUUUUUGGUCCCCUGCUUUGUGAUAGGCAUUGAUAUUGCUUUCUCUUGCCAGAGUGCUGUCGACUUCGUGGGUGCCAGUUCUCCAGGAGACAUCGUUAUUGGAGGCUUGUUUGCAGUUCAUAGCGAAAUGCUGCAUCCGGAAGAUCCCAUCAAGCCAGUAAUUCAGAACUGUGCCAGCUUUGAAAUUCAAGUUUUCCUUCAGACACUUGCAAUGAUACAUGCUAUUGAAACAAUCAACAAUUCAACGCUGUUAUCUGGAGUUACUCUGGGCUACGAGAUAUAUGACACGUGUGCAGAAGUUACAAAAGCCAUGGCAUCUGCUCUGAGGUUUCUGUCAAAAUUCAAUUCUUCUGAGGAUGCUGUAGAGUUCAAGUGUAACUACUCAAACUAUAUCCCGAGAAUUAAGGCAGUCAUUGGAGCCAGCUACUCGGAGGUGUCGAUGGCAGUUUCAAGGCUGUUGGCUUUGCAACUAAUCCCACAGGUCAGUCCUGCAUCAUCAGCUGAAAUCCUCAGUGACAAAAUCAGGUUUCCUUCUUUCUUCAGGACUAUCCCCAGUGAUUUUCAUCAGACAAGAGCAAUGACCCACUUGAUCUGUGAAUCUGGGUGGAACUGGAUUGGAGUAAUAGCCACUGAUGAUGACAAUGGGCGGUUCGCUCUGGAGAGCUUUGGGGUCCAGGCCAUGGCAAACAACGUUUGCAUAGCUUUUAAAGAAAUGUUGCCAGCCUAUCUCUCUGACAGCACCUUUCACACCAAAGUUGAUCAUGCAAUUGAGAAGAUUGUCAAGGAAACAAGAGUAAAUGUUAUUGUGGUCUUUAUGAGACAGUUCCAUGUGCUCAAAUUAUUUAAGAAGGCAAUUGAGAGGAACGUUAAUAAAAUCUGGAUUGCAAGUGAUAACUGGUCAGCUGCAGUCAAAAUCAGUACAAUUCCCAAUAUCAGACAGCUGGGAACCAUUGUGGGAUUUGGAUUUAAAAGUGGAGAUAUGUCCUCAUUCCAAAACUUUCUGAGAAAUCUUCAUGAAAAGCCCACUAAAAACAACAAGUUUUUACGUGAAUAUAUUAUGCUUUUGUCAGUUUGUGCAAAUUUGGAAUAUCACGAUUUUCAAACAUGCAUUUCAAACCAGUCCCAGGAUGAUCUACUGGAAGAUGUUGAGAAUAAACACCAGAUCUGGAGAGAUGAUUUUUUGAAUGCUAACAUUGAACCAGGAUUUAUCCAAAGUACUACACUUGCAGUCUAUGCCAUAGCUCAUGCCAUUAAAGGACAAUGCAAAAACAGAAACUGCAAGGAUCCCUCUGCCUUCACUCCCUGGGAGCUCCUUGAAGAACUUAAAAAAGUUGUAUUCAUUGAUGAUGAUAAAGAAGUCAAGUUUGACUCCAAUGGAGAUAUGAGCACCAGUUAUGAUGUACUUCUUUGGAAAGAAAUCGAUGGCCACAUGGAAAUCACCACUGUGGCAGAAUAUGAUGCAGAGAAAGGUGACUUUAUCUUUGAGGAUGAAGAGAAAAAAAAAGAUUUUCUAGAUUUAAAGAAAGUUCAGUCAACAUGUUCCCAGCACUGCAGGCCAGGCCAGAUGAAAAAGGUUACGGAAAGUCCACAUACAUGCUGCUAUGAGUGUGUUUACUGCCCAGAAAACCAUUACAGCAAUCUAACAGAUAUGGAUUACUGCUACCGAUGUAACAACAAAACCUACUGGGCUCCCAUCAACAGUACCACAUGCUACAAAAAGACAAUCUAUUUCCUCACCUGGACUGACUGGUUUGCUGUUUUCCUCCUCCUUCUGUCUGCUUUCGGGGUUGUGUUAGUUUUGUCAAUUUGUGUAAUAUUUACUAAAAACUUGAACACACCAGUUGUAAAGGCAUCUGGUGGUCUGACUGUCUGCUAUAUUAUUCUCUUCAGUCACUUCUUAAUUUUUUUGAGCACCAUCUUCUUCAUAGAUGUACCCACAGAAUUCAAAUGUAAAACUAGGCAAGCACUCUUUGGCAUAAGUUUUACACUCUGCAUUUCAUGUAUUUUAAUGAAGUCACUAAAAAUUUUACUAGCCUUCAGCUUUGAUCCCAAGCUUCAGAAUUUCCUGAAAUGCAUGUAUAAACCUAUUCCCACUGUAGCCACCUGCACUGGAAUUCAAGUUAUCAUUUGUACCUUCUGGCUAAUAUUUAGGACACCUUUUGUAACCCAAAAUUUCUCAAUCCCAAGAGUAAUAAUUCUGGAGUGCAAUGAGGGGUCUAUUGUAGCUUUUGGGAUUAUGCUGGGCUACAUCGCCGCUCUAGCCUUUAUUUGCUUCAUAUUUGCCUUUAAAGGUAGGAAAUUGCCAGAGAACUACAAUGAAGCUAAAUUCAUCACUUUUGGCAUGCUAAUUUACUUCAUAGCAUGGAUUGUAUUUAUCCCUGUCUAUGCAACUACAUUUGGCAAAUACUUACCAGCAGUGGAAAUCAUCGUUGUUUUAAUAUCCAAUUACGGAAUCCUCUGCUGCACUUUUCUUCCAAAGUGCUAUAUCAUCAUUUACAAGCAAGAAACAAACACAAAAUCUGCCUUUCUCAAAAUGGUUUACACGUAUUCCUCUAAAAGUGCAGGUAGUGUUACUGUUAGUCAGGUUUCUUUGGAUUCAAAGUCUUCUAGCUUCCGAGCUCCUAUCUCAGACUCGUGUAAAACUGACAAAAACUCUGUGAAUGGAAACUGCCAGUUCCAAGUGCCAGGGCAGCCACUAAUAAAAGGCAAGGUUCUUCCUAAAAAUGCUGCCAGGAAAAGAGUCUCCAGCAUAUGACUGGCCAGUGGUCAAGUACCGGAAGAUAAAAAGCCAUCUUAGAGAGCUAUUUAUCUCUCAGAUCUCUUUUCUUUUGGCAUCCCCAAGGAGAGCAGGACAUGUGAAAACUCUUGUUCUCCUGUACUUAAGCAGUUAUCCAUUACCAAAUCUGAGAGGCUUUCCUGGCUCUGAGAGUCCAGUCCUUGCUCCUGCAGGGACCUGUGGGAACCUAUUCUGCAAUCUCCCUUCCUCAAGUGAGACAGAAGAAUCACAAAAAUAUUAUUUCUUACAGUCACAUAGGUGGGACCACAUGAGUUUACUCCACUUCUUUUGCCUCUGAUACACAAUUCUUUAAGGAGCUAUUCUUCUCAUCUGGCCCCAUUUCACAGAUCAAAGAGAACCUUGUCCCAGCCUUUGUUUGCUAGGCUAAACAAGCCGAGUCCUUUAGUCUCCACUUUUAAGAUAGGCUUUCCAUUCUUCUGAACUUCCAAAUGUAACCUUUUUCAGCUGGUAUCAGUGAAUCUCUUUUUUU
Molecule: messenger RNA, 3313 nt
Organism: Pipra filicauda (Wire-tailed manakin)
Lineage: Eukaryota; Metazoa; Chordata; Aves; Passeriformes; Pipridae
Gene: GPRC6A
Product: G protein-coupled receptor class C group 6 member A
Exons: 6
Coding region: 34-2802 (922 amino acids)
Biological process (GO): G protein-coupled receptor signaling pathway
Cellular component (GO): membrane
Molecular function (GO): G protein-coupled receptor activity
Source: RefSeq, a predicted model, not a curated record